UAUGCUUAAUAGCAUUUUUGAUGUAUUAAUUUCAAAUAAUUUCAAUAAUUGCCAAUUAACGAAACAAAGCGAAGUUCAGAUAAAGUUGAAAAUGUCUGCAAAGAAAAUCAAAAAUAAUUACCAAAAAUUUGGCGUCCUCUGGAGUAGAAAUUUUAUAAUUGCCGGAUUAAUGCUAUUUAUGCUGCUAGGCAAUGAUAUCGUCGAGGGUGCACUGCGCAAUGUCAAUUUAAUCAUUGAACCACCUGCUGUGCGACGUGGGCAACAUGCCAUAUUGCGGUGUCUCUACAAUUUGGAAGGUGCGCCACUUUACUCUGCUAAAUUCUAUCGUGGUCAAUUGGAGUUUUAUCGUUACACACCUGGCGAGUUUCCGAAUACAAAAGUUUUUCCAUUUCCCGGCAUACACGUUGAUGUGACCAGUUCGAAUGCGACACAAGUGCUAAUUCGAAAUGUGGGUUUCGGUUUGUCCGGAAACUUCUCUUGCGAAGUAACUGCAGAUGCGCCCCUGUUUUCGACCGCAUAUGCAGCUGCCAUGAUGCAGGUUGUGGAGCUUCCUGAUAAACGCCCCCAACUUUUUACGGAACACACGCGCUAUGAGCCUGGAGAUAUUUUACGUGCCAACUGCAGCACUCUACCGUCACGGCCACGUGCAGAGCUUAAGUUUACAAUUAACAAUAUGAUGUUAGAAAUUAGCAAGCAAGAAAAACGAUUUAAAGAAUAUAAUUCUGUUCUAUUCUGA
Molecule: messenger RNA, 736 nt
Organism: Teleopsis dalmanni
Lineage: Eukaryota; Metazoa; Arthropoda; Insecta; Diptera; Diopsidae
Exons: 5
Coding region: 2-736 (244 amino acids)
Source: RefSeq, a predicted model, not a curated record